UGAGGGGAAGCGAACGCUUAUUAACUCCGUAGGUUGCGCCCUUGUGUGGUUUCAUCUUGUUCUUUGACCGCGUUGGUGGAGUGAGUCUGAGAAGCGGCCGAGUAGCGAGAUUGCUGCCACCACUAUAAAAGUUUAUUGAAGGAAAAUGGAGACAGAGCAGGAAGAGGUUGAAUUCACAAACACAGAGACAAACGGUAAACGUCCAGCUGAAGACAUGGAAGAGGAGCAGGCUUUCAAGAGAUCUAGAAACACUGAUAUGAUGGUGGAACUACGUAUACUGCUGCAAAGCAAAAAUGCAGGGGCAGUAAUUGGUAAAGGAGGAAAAAACAUUAAAGCACUUCGGACAGACUACAAUGCCAGUGUUUCAGUCCCAGACAGCAGUGGCCCCGAGCGUAUACUGAGUAUAAGUGCAGACAUUGAAACGAUUGGGGAAAUAUUGAAGAAAAUCAUUCCUACGUUAGAAGAGUACCAGCAUUACAAGGGAAACGAUUUUGAUUGUGAGUUGAGGCUCUUGAUCCAUCAGUCUUUGGCAGGAGGCAUUAUUGGUGUUAAAGGUGCAAAGAUCAAGGAACUUAGAGAGAAUACACAGACUACAAUUAAGCUUUUCCAGGAGUGUUGCCCUCAUUCUACAGAUCGAGUUGUGCUUAUUGGAGGAAAACCCGAUAGAGUGGUUGAAUGCAUCAAAGUCAUCCUUGAUCUUAUAUCUGAGUCACCAAUUAAAGGCCGUGCUCAGCCAUAUGAUCCUAACUUCUAUGAUGAGACUUACGAUUAUGGUGGUUUUACUAUGAUGUUUGAUGACAGACGAGGCCGACCCAUGGGUUUUCCUAUGCAUGCAAGAGGAGGUGGCUUUGAUCGAAUGCCUCCUGGACCUGGUGGCCGCCCCAUGCCUCAGUCAAGAAGAGACUAUGAUGAUAUGAGCCCUAGACGAGGACCACUCCCACCACCUCCAGGUCGUGGUGGUAGAGGUGGUAGUAGAGCACGUAAUCUUCCUCUUCCUCCACCCCCACCACCAAGAGGAGGGGACCGUAGAGGGAGACCUGAUUAUGAUGGAAUGGGUGGCUCAGGAUAUGGCCGUGGAUCAUAUGGUGAUAUAGGUGGACCCGUCAUAACAACACAAGUCACAAUUCCAAAAGAUUUGGCAGGGUCAAUUAUUGGAAAAGGAGGGCAAAGGAUUAAACAGAUUCGUCAUGAAUCCGGUGCAUCAAUCAAAAUUGAUGAACCAUUGGAAGGAUCAGAUGAUCGUAUAAUUACCAUCAUUGGCACCCAAGACCAGAUACAGAAUGCACAAUACUUGCUUCAGAACAGUGUGAAGCAGUAUUCUGAAGAUUAUUCUUAUGGGUUUUGACUUCUAAACAUUUGAGAGGCACAUGCUCAAGGGUUCUAAUGCUUAAGUGGAUUCCAAAAUAUUUUGUUUAGAGCAGCUACAAUGAAAAACAUGGAUGCUUUCCUCCUCUUUUCGUUGCUUAUGGAUUACAAACCAAGAUCUGGAUCUCUGGAUGCAUUUGUUAAAAUUAACCUGAAUCGCUAAGAAUCCACAAUCUGCGGAGAAUACCCCAACUCCAAGAGAAUUGUACAGAAUUAGUAGAGCUGAAUGAAUAUAACUGCUUUAUGUUAAAGAUAAUUAUAUAUUUUUUUGUUAUGUUCCAAGUUUAGUUAUUACAUGGAGAAUGAAGCUCAGCUUAAGCUGUCCUGUGCAGAUCUUGAUUGAUGGGAUACCUAUUGAUUUUUUUUUUUUUUUUUAAAAAGCAACUAAUUUUUUUUUUUGUACAUUUCUUCCAACAACUCCCCCUUUUUUAGAAUCUUGUUUUGUGAGUUUCCCCCUCCUGAAAUGUCUGUUGCAAUUGGGGAUUUUGUGUUCACUGUAACAAUGUGCCGACUGUACACAUUGCUGUUUUUAUCACUUUUACAUUGGUAUGUUGUAACUGAUAUUGGUCACUUGUGUUAGUGUAUUGAGAUUUGACCAGCUGUGCUCUCAGUUUUUAUCAAUAUAAUUAAAAGUUUAAAGGAUUUUUUUUAUUCCUUUAGAUGUAGCCAAGUGAGCAGUGAAACAUUUGUUUUAUCUGACUAAACAAAAUUGAAAUUUAAACCUA
This is a messenger RNA of Rana temporaria (common frog), 2090 nucleotides long. RefSeq names its product heterogeneous nuclear ribonucleoprotein K (gene HNRNPK). Gene Ontology annotation, cellular component: cytoplasm; nucleus. Gene Ontology annotation, molecular function: mRNA binding. The record is from RefSeq and is a predicted model, not a curated record. Gene Ontology annotation, biological process: regulation of mRNA splicing, via spliceosome; regulation of transcription by RNA polymerase II. Lineage: Eukaryota; Metazoa; Chordata; Amphibia; Anura; Ranidae. The transcript is spliced from 15 exons. Bases 146 to 1345 code for a protein of 399 amino acids.